AUGGUGAAGAAAAAAAUAGAUAACCGUAUACGUGUCAUGAUUGAGAAUGGAGUCAAACUUGGCCAUCGUACCAUGUUUUUGCUUGUUGGAGACAAAAGCAGAGAUCAAGUACCAAUCUUGUAUGACAUGCUUGUGAAAUCGACAGUUAAAGCUAGACCAACAGUGCUAUGGUGUUAUAAAAAUAAAGAUGAAGCUAUCAGCAAUCAUGGACGUAAAAGAGCUAAAAAGAUAGCAGCUGGAAAAUUGGAAGUCUCAGAGGAAUCUCUAUUUGAUUCAUUUAGGGUAGCCACCACUAUACAUGGUAGAUAUUACUCAGAGAGCCAUGCUAUGUUAGGUCAAACUUAUGGAGUUUGUGUUUUACAAGAUUUUGAAGCAUUGACACCAAAUUUGAUGGCCAGAACAAUAGAAACAGUUGAAGGGGGAGGUCUCAUUAUAUUCUUACUUAAGACUAUGGAUUCAUUAAGACAAUUACAUUCCAUUACAAUGGAUGUACACUCGAGGUUUAAAACUGAAGCAUUUGAUAAAGUAGUAAAUCGUUUUAAUGAGCGCUUUCUAUUAUCACUCGCUGAUAAUCCAAGAUGCUUAGUGCUAGAUGAUGCAUUAAAUGUUCUGCCAAUAUCUUCUAAGACCGCUCAAGUGGAACCCGUAGAUGCAAUUCAAGAGAAAGUGAAUCCUAAAUUAACAGAACUAGUGUCGUCUUUGUCGGACACACCACCAGCCGGCCCUUUAGUUGCACUAUGUCGCACCUAUGAUCAAGCGACUGCUUUAGUAGCCCUUAUAAACACACUUGCUGAUAAACAAUCCAGACCACCACAUUGUCUUACCGCAGCUAGAGGUAGAGGAAAAUCUGCCUGUCUCGGCCUAUCCAUAGCAGCGGCAGUGUCACUCGGCUAUGUCAACAUAUAUGUCACUUCCCCACACCCUGAAAACUUAAUCACAUUGUUUGAGUUUGUUCUUAAAGGCCUGGACGCAUGUUUAUAUCAAGAGCAUAUAGAUUAUAAUAUUGUGAGAUCAACAAAUCCAGACUUUAAGAAGGCUAUUGUAAGGAUUAAUAUUGCAAGAAAUUCUAGACAGACUGUUCAAUACAUAACCCCAGACGACCACUCCCUCCUCGCUGCUGCUGACCUGGUACUUGUGGACGAAGCAGCAGCCAUCCCUCUCGCACACGUGUCUGCGGCAGCUACCAAAGCACCUCUAGCGUUACUAUCAUCCACUGUAUCCGGGUAUGAAGGAACAGGACGGGCACUAUCCUUGAAAUUAUUCUCGCAGUUGCAAAGUGAACAUAAUGCACCACCACCAAUAAAACUAGAAGAACCGAUCCGUUAUCGAACCGGUGAUCCUAUAGAGCGUUGGUUGAAUUCACUCCUGUGCUUAGAAGCCCCGGCCCCGGCGCCGGGCGCGGGUGCUCCGCCCCCGACCUCCUGCGAGCUGUUCAGAGUUAACAGAGACGCCUUGUUCUGCUACCAUAAAGCUGCUGAGGCUUUCUUACAUAGACUCGUAGCUAUUUAUGUUGCCAGUCACUAUAAGAACAGUCCGAAUGAUAUCCAGUUACUAGCGGACGCGCCCGCGCACUGCCUGUUCGUGCUGCUGGCGCCCACGCCGCCGCGCGCCGCGUCCAUGCCCGAAGUACUCUGCGUAGUACAGAUGUGUUUUGAGGGGAAUAUGUCUGAUAAAUCAGUGAAAGACAGCCUUGGCCGAGGGCGCAAGGCGGCCGGGGACCUCAUCCCUUGGAAUAUAUGCGAGCAGUUCGGCGACAAGGACUUCCCAAAGCUGUCCGGUGCCAGGGUCGUGAGGAUCGCCACACACCCUUCUUAUCAGAGGAUGGGUUACGGCAAACGUGCACUACAACAGCUGGCAGCGUACUAUUCAGGAGAUAUUCCGUGUCUAGAAGAGGCUAUGAGCGAGGACGAGGACGGACGGACAGACGGACGCGAUGAGUCCCUACACACUGAGAAUAUUGUACCUAGAGCGAAGCCACCAACUCUCCUAAGAAGACUUACAGAAGUUAGAGCAGAACAUUUGGACUAUUUAGGUACCAGUUUUGGUCUCACAGAAGAAUUGCUGAAGUUUUGGAAAUCUCAGAAAUAUAUGCCAGUCUAUUUAAGUCAAAAAGCGAACGAGCUAACAAACGAGCACUCGUGUAUAAUGCUGCGGUCGCUGCGCGCGGCGGGCGGCGGCUGGCUGCGCGCCUACCACGCCGACUUCCGGCUGCGGCUCUCGCGGCUGCUGGCGCGCGCCUUCCGCCGGCUGCCGGCCGCGCUGGCUCUGUCGGCUCUAUCGGCUCCGGCCGGCGAUGUGCAGCUUGAGAGACCGGUUCUAACAAAGCAGUUAAUACAGCAAUACCUAUCCGGCCACGACCUCGCCAGGAUAGAGGCAUACUGUAGACAGCAAGCAGACUACAGGUUGAUCACUGAUCUUCUAGCACCUAUAGCCAACAUCGUGUUCCAUACUAAAGUGUCGAUCAAACUGGAUGCCAUACAACAGGUUAUAUUCAUAGCAAUGGGUUUCCAAAUGAAAGAUGUAGACGAUAUCGCCUCAGAACUCGGCUUACCAGGCUCGCAGAUUCUGGCUAAAUUCUACGAAGCGUGUAAAAAGAUCAAUUCUGCGCUUAAUUCCGUGCUAGAAGUUACAGUAGCCAAAGAAAUGGGUAUAGAGGAUAAAACAGCAGACAUGAAAGGAGAUGGACCAGUGAAGCAGAGCCUUAAUGAGGAACUAUCGAAGGCAGCGAAGGAGUUAGAAAAGAAACAGCGCAAAGAGCUGUCCCGUCUGAUGGGGGAGGAUCUCGCGCAGUACCGCAUCAAGGGCAGCGACUUAGACUGGGGGCAGGCGCUCGCCGGCGAUGGAAAACAACUUGUGUCUGUUAAAAGUGGAGAAAAACGUCUCGGAGAUGACAACAAAGAAAUAGAAGAUCUUAUCGAAGCUCACUCCAACAAGAAGAAGAAAAAGAAGAAGCAUGUUCGAAAC
Molecule: messenger RNA, 2964 nt
Organism: Brenthis ino (lesser marbled fritillary)
Lineage: Eukaryota; Metazoa; Arthropoda; Insecta; Lepidoptera; Nymphalidae
Source: the annotation of a GenBank genome assembly